GAUACAUACUAGUGAUUUCACUAAAGUUUACUCUAUCUAGGGGACUCAAAAAUAGUAGAAAUAGAGUAGUAGCUUCUAGCAAUGCUACGCGCUACUUUUCGUCUUCGUGUCCACUUAUUCUCCGCGGUUGUGCCUCACGCGAAGCUCUUUAAUGGGGGUGGGCCAUUGACCGAAGAAGAACUUGGGGUUGCGAAUGCCGCAAUUGCGGAGCGGGAUGAGAUCUUGCACAUGUCAGGUUUGAAGAGUGCGGUAAAUUCUCUUCUUACUGUGGACUCGCCUCACAAGCGUCGCGCUCUGAUUAAAGCGAUGGGAGACAGCAUGGAUGUGCUUCGCUCGGAGCUUUACAAAAAAAGCUGUGUAGACGUAAAUCGACGCGUUCAAAUCCAUGAGGCCAUCAUGGCCGCUGGGUUUUAUCAACGAGCCAUUGAUAUGAAUGUCCUCAAAGGUGAGGCGGUGCGGUUUGUGUUGAAUCAUUAUAACUUUGACGUGCGCCGUGAUGUAGCCAUCACCAAGGCGGUGCAUGACGUGCUUUUGUCGAAAGAAGGGGCGAGCUUGGACUCCGACCAGUUGAUCCGAGAUCUACUACUGCUGGAGCGUCGGCUUUAUGGAAAAUACCGCUUCGCUUCGACCGGUGGACGACGCUGGCUUACACUUAGUGUGGAGCUCUCGGAUAUCAAAACAAAGGAAGAGAUGAAUCGACUCAUGAAUCUGCCAUCCAUUAAAGAGGAGGGUAACUUCACUCUAUCCGUGAAUGGUGGCGAAAAGUUAUGGGAGACACUUGUGCUUACCCCCAACGAGGAAACCGAAACGAGCUUUCUUGAGAUGGCUAAUCUUCACAGUACCGUUAAGAAAUCUGAUUUUACAUACACCCUGCGUGUGCAGAAGCCACUCAAGCCGAUCACUUUCGCGGAGCGAUUCAAAGAGGCGCUGCUCCACUAUUGGGUGAUAUGGUUCUCGUUGUGGAUUAUGUUUUUCAUGGUAGACGAGGAAAUCAUUACACUAGUAGCGUUGAUUUUCCUAAAGCAUCGGCAAACGCAAAUUAUGCAUGAAGAAGCUAAAAAGACGAAAGGAAAGGUGUAUGUAGCAACUUCUACGGGUCGCUUUGGAUAGUAUUUUUUUCUUUUUGAGUGAUCACUUCCCUUUAUUAUGUUUGUGACAUUGAUUUCCAUGUUUCUACCUUGACUUCCAAAUGAACAUUUGGCAUCGUUCAAAACAUAAAAAACUGAAUUUUAUUACAUCCUUAAUUCUAACUUUGACGCUUUGACUGUUUCAGGAAAGGCAAAAUGAAAUGUUACAUAAUGAUUUUUCUGUUUCUACUCGAAACCUGAGCUACAUACUCGUAUGUUAUUUUUUAUUUCUAUUUUGAUUCUUCUUUAUACAUCAUUUGAUUUCCCCCGUCGUGAUUCAGUAGCUUUUCCUUCUUCAUUAUCAAACUUCAAUACAACGAAGAAAUUAUACGAAAUAAACAUUCAUAACGAGGCUAUAAAGCCGAUCUUGUUUUAUCAUAAUAGCAACACUCAUCCGCUCAAGUCUAUUGGUGGUCACAGUUUGAUUUCUUCCUUUGCUAUUCGCUAGUGAAACUAUAAGGUGGUAUGCAUCUGAUUACAGAGAUCAUCGAAAUGUUCUUGAUUCCAUUAUGGUUUUUUGUUGAUAUGGCCGAUCUGUGGCUUUACGAAGCGAAAGACUGUUUACAAUUUUCUGCAUGCAUUUACAGCCAAAAGUUUUGAUGGCUGCCAUGCACACGGAUUAAGUUUGGGCUAUGAUAAGAGACCCUCUCCAAAAAAAAACUAAUACGAUUUCCAUUCCGUACUGUAAGCUUAUGUAUGGGGCGGAACUCUCAUUACAGAGCGUUUAGCUCAUCAUGUGUUCAGGCGUCUUACAAAGAAAAAACAGAGAAAGUGGAGUAUACUUAUUGUAGUAGUACGAUGGAGUUUCUGCUCGCGGAAGAAACACGCAUAACGCUAGAAUUGACGUGGGGGCGCUCUGAGCAGUGGCUUCCUGAGCGCCCGUCCCUUUCCUCCCUGGAGUGCGGUCGCUUUGGGUGAAUCACUAUGCACAUAAAAAGGAAAGGGAGUCGAGUUGUAACCCCGCAGAUGAGUCUUUAUGGAGCCAAGGGGUCGAAAUAUCAAAGUAAGAGUAGCAACUAUUAUACUUUGUACAAUGUAGGAAUAAUACCAUAUGCAUAGUAAUUAAAACAUUUUUUUCUUUUGCUGCCAUUGUUAUUCGUAUAGCAUGAGUGUUACACAUUAUGCGUGGCUAUAUAGUGUUUAUACGAGUAUCCUAAGAUUACUCACGCAAAGUGAAACUAAAAUCGCUUAAUUUCAUUAUCUUUCAGAUCAAAUUCUUAACAUAGGAACUUAUUUUAAUCUUCGUCAUUUUAUCCUGAUGCUAUUGUUAUUAUUUGCCUCUACA
Phytomonas sp. EM1 is the source of this 2412-nucleotide messenger RNA. The record is from the annotation of a GenBank genome assembly. Lineage: Eukaryota; Euglenozoa; Kinetoplastea; Trypanosomatida; Trypanosomatidae.